GCUGACUGUUUGUUAGUUGCAGGCCAGCACUGGACCAUCCUCCCCACAUCAGAAGCUAGAGAGGUUGUUGACAGAGAGGGACUACUACCACAAGGAGAUGUGUCGUCUGCUAGACAUCCUAAACAAGACACAGUCAAAUCAGUCAGCUCACCAAGAAUGGGAGAAGAAACUAGCAGUAAAAGAAGAUGAAAUAAAUGUACUUCGAGGAAAAAUAGCAGAUUUGCAACAUAAAUUGGUCCUCCAAGUUCCUGACACGAACAAUGAAGUUUUGAAAAAGAUCAAUGCCAAAGAAGAAGACAUACAAGCACUUUCAAGCAAGAUCAGGCAAUUGGAGGCCCAGAUUUCCAAUGGUUCUACAAAAUUGAAUGAAGAUUUGAAAAGAAAACUUGAUAUAAAAGAAGAAGAAAUUUUAAACUUGAGAGAAAGAUUGAAAAAUUCAGACAAAUCUCAAACAUAUCAUGAUCAGCAUCAACAAGUCAGUGAUCUUUGGAGAAAGCUGAAUCUAAAAGAAGAAGAAAUUUUGACACUAAGAGAAAAAAUUCGCGAUUUGGAGAGAAACCCGAUGCCUAUGGAUUUUGCCUUAACAAACUCUGAACUUUGGAGAAAGUUACAUUUGAAGGAAGACGAGCUUGCCCGAAUGCAAGACAAGAUAAGAAACUUGGAGCAGAACCACUCAGACUACUCAUUAUUGAAGAGGAAAUACAAUGAAAAGGAAGAAGAAAACUUGUGUUUAAGAGAAAAAAUAAGAGAGUAUGAGUGCAACAGGUGUAGUGGUAGCGGAAUGAGCCAGGCACUGGUGACCAAGCUGGAAAUGGAGCGAGAAGCAGCCAAGGGGGAUUGUGUGAGAUUACGAGAUGAAAACAACGCACUUAGAGACGACAUCAAGAGGCUGAAGGAACACCAGCACUGUGAAGAGGUUCGUCUAGAGCAAGCCAAGAAGGAUUUCGACUGCUGUGUGUCUCAGUUUGAGGUGGAACGUCGAGGCUUCAACAAUGAGAUCUCUAGACUGUCGGAGGAGUUAAGGCAGAGUAAAGACAGGGCUCGGGAACUACAGACAGAGGCUAGCGAGCAACGUACUCGCUGCAACCACUUCAAAAUGGUCAAUGAACAGACAGAACGUGAACUACGGACAACACAAGACCUGCUACACCAGACAGAGGCAGAGCUCGCUAGUGCACUAGACAGAGUCAGCGAACUGAACGACGAGCUUCACAAACGCGAUUGGGAGCUCAAGGAAGCUCGCCAGGAGAAGAACUGUUUGAAGAAUAACCUGAGUAGACUAGACCAGGAGAAGGAUGCGUUACUGCUUAAACUGGAUGAAAAAACAGAACAGAAUGUGAAGCUGGAGAGGGAACUGGAGAACAGGGAUCACAGAAUCGCAAGUCUGGAAGGAUUCAUAGCUGACCUACAGAAGAAACUUGAUGUGGCGCUAGACACAGCAGCUCGCAGUGAACACUCGUCCAGACAACACACACUGGAGACUGACAGACUACGCAAGGAGCUGGACAAGAUGGAGAGAUGCAGGGACAAUGCUGUUAGGGAGAUCAGCCGGCUACAAAAUGACCUGGCGUCAAUAACAGCUGAUCAUACCCAGACUAGUCGUUGCCUGGAAGCAGCCCGUAGUGAGGUGGAGGAUCUCAAACUGCAGGUACAAGGAUAUGUUACUGAAGUCAGAAGAAUCACCAAUAUUCUGGAAGAAAAGGAGGCAGAGAGGACGGCCAUGUUGGAUCAUUUCCGCACACUCACAGUAGAGUCGGCAAACCUCGAGUCAAACAACCAUAGUCUGGAGAGUGAAGCCCGGUCAACAAAGAGUAAUUUGAGGGAAGCUCAGACUCGUAUACAAGACUUGGAAGCUACUCUGGAAGAGAAGAAGGCUCUGGUACACGGAUAUGAGAAACAAAUAAGAGAGCUGACCCAGCAAGUGGCCAAGCUGGAGAGGAAGCUAGACUCUCAGUCGAGAGCUGGAAGUGCGACGAGAGACUUGUCACGAGAACUGGAGACUCAGAAACAUUGUCUUGCACAGCAAGUUGACCAACUGACAUGUGUGAACAAACGAUUGGAGGAGGAAGUCUGUGGGCUGCGGGAGGAGCUGUCUCACCUUCAGGAACAACUGGGGAAAGAGCGUAAAAACUCUGCUACACUAGAGAAGGUGUUGGCUAGCAGCAGACAAGAAACUCUGCAGCGGACCAGAGACAACGGUGAGCUGCAGACACAAGUGCAGUGUUUGCAGGACAGACUGCGGGAUCUGCAGGAUAAACUUGAGCAUGGGUCUGAUGCCUUACGUCGCUGCCAGACUGAAUGUGCUGACUAUCAAGCCCAAGUCACUCAGCUGAAGAGGGAUGUAACCAAUGAGCGAUUCCAGCGAGCCAGGAUUGACGAGAGUAGAAAAUCUCGUUCAAUUCUACGAAGUAAGAAACGUUUGACAAGUCAACGCUCCCAAUCACUGAUCUGUCAGAGAACAAGAAUGAUGAGUCCUAACUAUGUUUGUCCUUGUUGCUUCCUCAACCGAAUAUCCAUCCUGCGUGAAUCCAGGGGUUCUAGUGAGGUUCAGUUCCAGUUUAAGCCCAGAGUAAGUUCAGAAACAGUAACUUUCGAGGCAGUGGAAACUGAGAGCAAAACUUCUAUGUCCACACAACAGACAUUUAGUGAUACUUCUGGGUUUAACAAUCUAAGUCAGUUAGGGGAAGUUAUGGACAAGUCUGUGGCCCAUAUGUCUAACUAUUCCAACUGUUCAAACACAAACUAUGUGUCAGGGAGUUCAAUGGAUUGUAAUAAAAAAUCUGUACUUCUGGCUGAGCAGAUAGACUGUGUUUUGAAGGAGCAAAAGAAAUUCUUGAGAGAGCUAAAUUUAGAUAUUCCUGUCAAUGAAGAAGAAUGGUCAAUGCUGAUAGGAGAACAAAGUGUGCAAGCAAAGUGUGGGGAUUACGACAAAAAUACAAAGACAAAUCAAAAGAAGAGCAAACGCAGCAAACAAGAUUUUGUCAAACAGUUUAGAACAGACCAAGUGAUUGAUUCUUACUUUGCUGGAGGAGACAAAUUGUGUCCAACAUCUAUAAAUAUGUUUGGUGAAAAUUGGAAAGAAGACGACCUUGUUGAGGAUAGUAAUUUUUCUAAGAUAAAUAAGCCAACGAUAUAUUUUAACGAAGAACCAGUUAAGUUACCUAAACCCUUUCAAUGCACUCUUACUACAACUGAGUCAGAUAUCAAUAGAGAUUAUACAACGGAUAAAAACGUAAGUGUAAAAUUACUGUUUUUCCCAGAAGUUCCAUUGAAAGGUAGUUCAACUUCUAUGCUCUCUGAUGGUGGAAUGUCGUCAGCUUCAGUUUAUGUGACGGCUACAAACAGUGCCUCUGAACAAGUUCCUAUGAUUUACAACACAGCUGAUUCUAGUUCAAACUUCCAACUGAAUGCAACUCAAUCCUCCGCAACAAUGAGUUAGACUCAAGUGUUUGUUCCAACUGGUGGUGAUGAAUGUAAAAUAUACAGGUAUUUAUUGAUGAAACUCACUUUGUAAUUUGAAAUAUAAUAUUCAAACAUUGAGGAAACUGGAAA
Molecule: messenger RNA, 3552 nt
Organism: Macrosteles quadrilineatus (aster leafhopper)
Lineage: Eukaryota; Metazoa; Arthropoda; Insecta; Hemiptera; Cicadellidae
Product: centrosomal protein of 135 kDa-like
Exons: 20
Coding region: 98-3439 (1113 amino acids)
Source: RefSeq, a predicted model, not a curated record